AUGUACCUUUUCGACGGCAAAGAUGUAUCGAAACUGUGCUUACAUCACUUGAGAAAGCAAAUAGCAUUAGUAGGACAAGAACCAAGACUUUUCGGUGGUAGUAUUAGAGACAAUAUAUGUUUGGGUAUAGAUAUGAAGCCUACAAACGCACAGAUUGAAGCUGCUCUUAAUCUCGCAAACGCCAGCACAUUUGUUCAUGCUCUUCCUGAGGGUAUUGAAACUGACGUCGGCGAAAAAGGAUCAAAACUUUCCGGAGGACAGAAACAGCGUAUAGCUAUUGCUCGAGCGUUAGUGAGAAACCCUAAAGUUCUGCUUUUAGACGAAGCCACUUCUGCGCUCGACUCCGAAGCUGAGAAGGCAGUACAAAUAGCUCUAGAUCGGGCUAGAGAGGGCAGGACCUGCAUUACCAUCGCUCAUCGACUGUCUUCUAUUCAAAAUUCUGACCUUAUCAUAUAUAUUGACGGUGGAAAAGUACGAGAGUAUGGAACUCACACGCAGCUUAUGGCAAAGAGAGGCAGGUACUACGGCUUGAUAAGAAAGCAGGAUCUCCGUGUGUCUUCUCACCAAUUGUGCGCAGAAGCUGUCGGGACUGCAGAAUACUGUUCGAUUUCAACUAAUCUCGAAAUAAUGAAGAAUUAUAAAAGAGAAUUGCUUGUGUGGAUGCAACAGUCUCAUUUAGAAACAAGAAUUAUUAUUUUGCAUAAGGAGCAUGAAGAAUCUUUGAAUUAA
Molecule: messenger RNA, 729 nt
Organism: Enterobius vermicularis (human pinworm)
Lineage: Eukaryota; Metazoa; Nematoda; Chromadorea; Rhabditida; Oxyuridae
Source: the annotation of a GenBank genome assembly